This is a messenger RNA of Psammomys obesus (fat sand rat), 2912 nucleotides long. RefSeq names its product RAB3A interacting protein (gene Rab3ip). Lineage: Eukaryota; Metazoa; Chordata; Mammalia; Rodentia; Muridae. The coding region runs from base 211 to 1593 and encodes 460 amino acids. The record is from RefSeq and is a predicted model, not a curated record. The transcript has 11 exons. Gene Ontology annotation, biological process: exocytosis. Gene Ontology annotation, molecular function: guanyl-nucleotide exchange factor activity. Gene Ontology annotation, cellular component: Golgi to plasma membrane transport vesicle.
GCUCUCGGCGCAGGCGCAGCGGGCUCUCCUUCCAGGGCUCCCAUCGCAGUGCGCCCGCCGCGACGGAGUGGAGCGGCGUCGGUCCGCAGCUGUCCUCCGCGUCUCCCGGGCUGCGGACGCACACCCUGCGGCAGGGCGAGCGCCGCUGGGCGCGGGCGGCGGCCGCGGCGGGUCCGGCAGCUUAGGUUGUCUUAUGAUGAAGCCUUUGCUAUGGCUAAGGACCCCUUGGAAGGCUUCCAUGAAGUAAACCUUGCUUCACCUACUUCUCCGGACCUUCUUGGUGUGUGUGACCCAGGAACCCAAGAGCAUACUACCUCCCCGAGUGUCAUCUACCGGCCACACCCUUCAUCUUUAUGCACUGCUCCCGUCCAGGCUAAUGCGUUAGAUGUCUCUAAUCUUCCCACACAACCCGUCUAUUCAUCUCCUAGGCGUUUCGACUGUGCGGAAAUAUCUAAUAUCAGCAUUCAUGUUCCAGAGCCAGCACCGUCCCUUGCCUCUGGGGUGGCAGCAGGGCUUACCAAGCUAACUGCAAGGAAGGACAGCUGUAACGCAGAGAGGGCGUUUCUGCAGGGUGCCGCCGUCACAGAGGCUCCCGCUGCCACGGAGGAUGUCUUUGGGUUGAGUACGGAUAGCCUGUCUCGGUUACGAAGCCCAUCUGUCCUGGAAGUUAGAGAAAAGGGCUACGAAAGGUUAAAAGAAGAACUUGCAAAAGCUCAGAGGGAAUUGAAGUUAAAAGAUGAAGAAUGUGAGAGACUUUCGAAAGUGCGAGAUCAACUUGGGCAGGAGUUGGAAGAACUCACAGCUAGUUUAUUUGAGGAAGCCCACAAGAUGGUGAGAGAGGCAAAUGUCAAGCAGGCCACCGCGGAAAAGCAGCUGAAGGAGGCGCAGGGGAAAAUCGAUGUGCUUCAAGCUGAAGUGGCCGCAUUGAAGACACUCGUGUUGUCCAGUUCUCCAACGUCACCUACACAGGAGCCUCUGGGGGCUGCAAAGACACCUUUUAAAAGGGGGCACACGAGGAAUAAGAGCACCAGCAGCGCCAUGAGUGGUAGUCAUCAGGACCUCAGUGUGAUACAGCCAAUUGUAAAAGACUGCAAAGAGGCCGAUUUAUCUCUGUAUAAUGAAUUCAGAUCUUGGAAGGAUGAGCCCACGAUGGACAGAACAUGUCCUUUCUUAGACAAAAUCUAUAAAGAAGAUAUCUUUCCAUGUUUAACAUUCGCAAAAAGCGAGUUGGCUUCAGCUGUUCUGGAGGCUGUGGAGAACAACACUCUAAGCAUUGAACCAGUGGGACUGCAGCCCAUUCGAUUUGUGAAAGCUUCUGCUGUAGAAUGUGGAGGGCCAAAAAAGUGUGCGCUCACUGGGCAGAGUAAGUCCUGCAAGCACAGAAUUAAACUAGGGGACUCAAGCAGCUGUUACUAUAUCUCGCCAUUUUGCAGAUACCGGAUCACUUCAGUGUGUAACUUUUUUACAUACAUUCGGUAUAUUCAGCAGGGACUUGUGAAACAGCAGGAUGUUGACCAGAUGUUUUGGGAAGUUAUGCAGUUGAGAAAGGAGAUGUCGUUGGCAAAGCUGGGCUAUUUCAAAGAGGAACUCUGAUGUGGGGACCUGCGUGCUCUCAUCUGGACAGCUGAAGGAUGACGGGACAUUUUUAUGGUUCUCAAUAUUUAUUUCCAAGGCGAGGGCCGAAGACAUCCCUCCUCUUGUACACGACACUGAGAAGUACUGUGAUUUUUGAGCUGUACUUGUUGUCCCUCAAUGGAACACACUACGAAGAUUGCAGGCGUGCUGGUGAUGGUAAAUCCAACACUGCAGAUCAAACCACCAAAUAAAUUCCAGACUGAAUGUGUGUGUCUUUCUUAGCUCUGACUUGGUGCAUAGAGUUGCAGAAGGCCACAGUCGUCUUCACCUUGUAGCCCUGUGCCAAGUGGACAGGACUCAUUUAUGUCUGUGUAUGCUGACAUUCAAGCAAAAGGUUUUAUUUGCAGAAAGGUUUUUUACUAUGAGGCUUGGAAGUUAUUUUUAUUCUGCCCACUGUAACGCAGUGGACCCCUUUAUCAUAGUGAUUUGUUAAGUAUAAUAAAUGAAAAUCAUAUCCCUGCAGUUAGUGAACUUAGGAGCACUUACCCCAGGGGAGCUCUCUGGAACACCCUCAUACAGGCUUCGUGAUAGCAUCAAGCGUUGUCGUGGAAUAGAAGGGAUAUUAACAUAAAUAAACAGGGUCAUGGCCCAGAAGAAUGGGAUCUGCCAGCUCUGAGCUGUCGGGCAACUGCUUGAUCCCUUAAGUUGGAACUAAAGCUGACACAAAGCAAUUACCACCAUCAUUUGUACAAGUAAAACAGGUUCAUGAUGGAGAUGUAAUUAGUAUAGAGAGGAAAGGAAGCCGCCUCCUUGACUCCAGUAAGACCACUACUGCUCAUAUUUUUGGAGAAUAGCCUUGGACUUUUCAGAUAUUUCCUAGUUAAUAUUGCACAAUUCCGAAACAAAACAACCUCCUUGCUUUAUUGAUUGUAUGCGUGUGAUUGUCUAUGUGUAUGUAUGUGUACCACACUCAUGCCUGGUGCACACACAGACCAGAGGAGAGCUUCAGACAGUCAUGAGCUGCCAGGUGGGCACUGGCCAUCUCUCCAGCCUGUACUUGCUUUAAAAAGAAAUAAAAUUUCCCCAUCAGUAAAGCUUCACAUCCUAAAAAAAUAAAUUUUUUACACCUACUGUGUUUGGGUGGGGGCGUGCCUGUGCAGUGUGGCGGUCCGAUGACAGCCUUUGGGGGUUUGCUCUUCCCCUGGGUGGGUUUUUAGGGAUCAAACUCAGGACACGACGCUUGGUGGCAAUACCUUCACGUGGCGAGGCAGCUCUGUUGCAAUCUCCGCGUCCUAUCACUGUAUGUAAAUUGCAAUUAAACAUAAUUUGUCUCUAGA